Molecule: messenger RNA, 1683 nt
Organism: Telopea speciosissima
Lineage: Eukaryota; Viridiplantae; Streptophyta; Magnoliopsida; Proteales; Proteaceae
Product: protein GLUTELIN PRECURSOR ACCUMULATION 3-like
Exons: 11
Coding region: 9-1661 (550 amino acids)
Molecular function (GO): protein binding
Source: RefSeq, a predicted model, not a curated record
UAAUCACAAUGAGGUGGGAGAAGUUGGAGGUAAGCGAGAGACUGACAGAAGAAACUCAUCCUGAACAUAGUAGAUUUGUUGGGGGUCUUCCGGUUGAGUUCGUUGGGCCUGGAAGAAGAUGGGGACAUUCUUGCAAUGCUAUUAAUGGAGGGAAACUCCUCUAUGUUUUCGGUGGUUAUGGUCCAGAUAACUGCCAAACAAACGACGUCUAUAUUUUUGAUUCUGUUAAGCAGGUAUGGAUUAAGCCUACGAUGAGAGGCAUUGCCCCGUCUCCAAGGGACAGUCAUAGUUGUACCACCAUUGAAAACAACUUGUUUGUGUUUGGGGGUACAGAUGGGAAGAAUCCUCUUAAGGAUUUGUUCGUCCUAGAUACAUCGACCAACACAUGGAUGUGUCCAAGAGUACAUGGGGAAGGACCGACACCACGUGAAGGACAUAGUGCAGCACUCGUUGGGAAACGGCUUUUCAUAUUCGGAGGCUGUGGUAAAUCAUGGCAGAGUUCAUAUGAAGUAUAUUAUAAUGAUCUCUACAUUUUGGAUACAGAGAGUUUAGUAUGGCAGAAGGCUGUAACAUCUGGAAAUCCACCUUCUGCACGAGAUAGUCAUACUUGUUCAUCUUGGAAGAACAAAAUUAUUGUAAUUGGUGGAGAAGAUUCAUCUGACUGUUAUUUGUCGGAUGUCCACAUACUUGAUACAGAUGCUCUAGUUUGGAGGGAAUUAAGCACUUCUGGCCAUAUGUUACCACCUCGCGCUGGCCAUUCAACUGUUAUUCUUGGUAGAAGCCUGUUCGUUUUUGGAGGAUUUGCUGAUGCCAGAAAUUUAUAUGGUGACAUUCAUAUGCUUGACGUAGUUAGUGGGGUUUGGACCAAGGUGACGGUUGCCGGCCAGGGGCCUACUGCCAGAUUUUCUGUUGCUGGGGAUUGUUUAGAUCCACAGAAGGGUACUCUUGUGUUCAUAGGUGGUUGCAAUCGGGAUCUUGAGGCCCUGCAUGAUAUUUAUUAUUUACACACAGAAAUGUCAAUGGAAAAUGGGCGAGAUGGACAGAAGCAAGAGAAAUUUUCGCUCAAAAAAGAAUUGAAGAGGAAGUGUCAAGAACAGCAUCUUCCAGCAAACCAACCAGUUAAUGAUAAAGAAGUUCCCCAGCAUGGGACAAUGCCUGAUUUGCACCGGCCCAUGCCUGCUCCAAUGCAGAUGCCAAUACAAAUGCAAGCACCAGUGCCAAUUUCUGGCCAAGCAAGCAAACAUAAUCAUUCGUCCGAUGAAUUAGAGGCUUCUCAAGGAAAGAUAUUUGAAGCCAAGGUUACUGGGACUUUCUGUUAUGGACAUAACAUUGAAACUAUCAUUGAUGGAAAGCUGCUUCGUGGAUUAAUAUUUUCUAACACGCCAAGCUUUUCCCCUGUAGCUGAUAACUACCACAGUAGGAAAAGGAUGGCUUUAGAGGCUGGUGGUGUUAAGUUGGGUGAUGGCUACGUACUCAACCAGGAAUCAGUAUGUUGCAGACAGGCCAAUGAUGUCCAUCAGGUCCAUGGAAACCCAGAAGCAUCAAUGGCAAAUCUUCCAAAUGUGAAAGAUGAAGGCAAAAAUCAACUGAAUCCCGUCACAAAAAUUCCUUGUGAGAAAUCUGCUAAAGCCAAGAAUAUGGUCACUUCAAAUUCAAACUAAGGUGGCAAGGCACCAAGGUAGC